AUGUCUUCCUCCAUGCGAACGAUUCUCAUCAUUGGCGGCACCUCAGGCAUCGGCGAGGCGUUCGCCAAACGAUGGCACUCCGCAGGCAAGAAACUCGUCCUCACCGGCCGGCGCGAAGCACGCCUCAAAGAACUCGAGGCUGAACUCCCCGGAACGAGGACCUACGCCUUCGACAUCACCGAUCUGAAAGCCGUCCCAGGCCACGUCAAAGCACUCUUCGAGAAAAACCCAGACAUCGACACCGUGUGGAUCAACAGCGGCAAGGGCAACCUGUACUCCAUCAAGGACCCGUCGUCGUUCCCUGACGAAGCGGUCAUCGAUGAGAUCAACACCAACAUCACCGGACCUAUGAUCAUCGCCCGCCACACAAUUCCCAAAUUGUUGGCGAAGAGCACGCCGACGAACUUCUUGAUCACUAGCUCAGGCCUUGGGUACGCUCCUAAUGGGACCUUUCCCACGUACCCGCCCGGCAAGGCCUUCAUUCACCACUACAUGGCGGGAAUCCGCGGUGCGUUGAAGGACACAAAUGUCAAUGUCAUCGAGAUCGUCCCGCCUAUGGUCCGGACGGACUUCCACCAGCAGUACAGCGAAGUCUCGAAGGGUAUUCCAUGCAUGAGCCUCGAGGAUUUCGUCAAUGAUACGUUCAAGCAGCUGGAUGGCAACAAGGCGGAGGAUUUGAAGGAGGUGGCCGCUGGGUCGGCGCAGGAACGUGUGGAUUUCUGGAGAGCGGGGCCGGGGAAGUAUAUGGAGAAGAUGAAGAUCCCGGGUUGA
This is a messenger RNA of Zasmidium cellare ATCC 36951, 771 nucleotides long. RefSeq lists its product as uncharacterized. The transcript is spliced from 2 exons. Bases 1 to 771 code for a protein of 256 amino acids. NCBI's taxonomy places the organism in Eukaryota, Fungi, Ascomycota, Dothideomycetes, Mycosphaerellales, Mycosphaerellaceae. The record is from RefSeq and is a predicted model, not a curated record. Gene Ontology annotation, cellular component: membrane.